Messenger RNA from Lolium perenne, 1619 nucleotides. Lineage: Eukaryota; Viridiplantae; Streptophyta; Magnoliopsida; Poales; Poaceae. The record is from RefSeq and is a predicted model, not a curated record.
CCUCCUCGUUGUAUUCAAUCUGAAGGUGAGCACACCAUUAGAUCUGAUCCGAAAAUACAUCAGUCAUGUUGCAUAUACUGUGCGAAAUUAACCUUCUAGUGUUGAUGCUCACAUAGAUUACCUUCAAAUUCUGAUCCGAAAAUUCACAUAUAUAUCUGAUCUGAAAAUUCACCAUUUAUGUUUUGCCCUUGUGAACUUCAAACUAUUGUUUUGCUGUUGCAUUGUAGAUGAAAAAGAGGCAGAAGAUGUUAGUUUGGGCAGCUGCGGCAUAUAUGGCAAUAUCUAUGAUGGUCUUGAUCCUUAAUUCUAGAAAAAGGAAGAGGAAAGAACGUCUUAACAUAUCAUAUGGGCCAAUAGAGGAGAGGGAUAGGAUGAGAAUUGAGUAUCUUAACAAUAAAAUUUGGAAGAAUGAUACAAAUUGUGUGAACAUGCUUAGACUAGGAAGAGCACCUUUCUUCAGAUUCUGCCACCUAUUUAGGACUCGUGGCUUGCUUGUUGACACUAUACACAUGUGUGUGGAGCAGCAAGUAGCAAUGUUCUUGAACACCGUUGGACAUAACCUUAGAAAUAGGCUGGUUGGCACCAAUUAUGAUAGGUCCGGUGAAACCGUUAGUAGAUAUUUUCAUAUUGUCCUUCACGCCAUUGGUGAGCUACGAGAUGAAUUGAUUAGGCGACCUUCAUUGGAGACCCAAUCAAAAAUAGAAGGAAACCCACGGUGGGAUCCAUAUUUCAAGGAUUGUGUUGGAGCUAUUGAUGGUACACAUGUGCGGGCGUCCGUUACUAAGGAUAUGGAGGCAGCUUUUCGUGGUAGAAAGUCCUUCCCUUCUCAAAAUGUGCUCGUAGCCGUAGAUUUUGAUCUUCGGUUCACGUAUGUUUUGGCUGGUUGGGAGGGAACAGCACAUGAUGCGCUCGUCUUGAGAGAUGCGUUAGAAAGGCCAAAUGGUUUACGGAUUCGUAACCAUCUGCGUUAUUGGAAGAGGAAGUGGCAAAGGAUAACUUUGCUUAAGCAUGGAAUAAGUGGUGCUCUUUGGGAUGAGGAAAAUUGCAUUAUUGGGCUUGCUGAAGAGCACUAUGCUGAGUACAUUCAGACGCACCAAUCAGAUGCUCCAUUCUUGAACAAACCUAUAAACCAUUACAAUGAGAUGGCUACAAUAUUUGGCAAUAGUCUGGCUACAGGGCAGUAUGCCAAGGGAUCAAAUGAACCUCUUGCUGAAGAAGUGACGGAAAUUGAAGAUGAUGUUGGGGAAACCGCGGAAGCUGCUGCUACUCCCUCGCCAAAUGCUGCUGCUACUCCCUCGCCCACUGGGCCAUCAGCCCCAAAAGCAAAGAGAGCCAAAACAAGUGCACAAGAAAGCGAAGAUAAGAUGAUAGCAACAUUCUCGGCUGUUGGUGAAAAGAUUGCUAAUGCUAUAGUGGAGGCUGGUAAGACCAAUGACGAGUUGCCCGAAGGUCUUUGGGAUAGCAUGAAAGGCAUUCCUGGUUUCGAACCAGCAUACCUUUCUCACUACUAUGCACAUCUGGUUGAAAAUGUUCGCAUUGCGCGGGCUUUCCACUCGUUGGACUUUGCGAACAAGUUAAUUUGGAUUGCUAGGUAUGUUAGCAACAACUUCCCUGGUUGA